AUGAAGGCUUACUGGUAUGACAAUGUUCCGGGCGACCAGCGCGAGCCCCAUGACUCCGGCCGCGCCGUGUCGGAGGAUAAGCUUGCUUCGCUAGGCGUGCUCUAUGUCCAUUGCCCGACUAUCGAGGCUGUGGAUACCAUUGCGGCAGACCGCGGAUACCGGAAUCGCGACCAGGUGUGUGUUUCGCCAGCCACCAUGGGAGAUAUCUACGAGGAGAAGGUCAAGUCUUUCUUCACUGAGCACUUGCACGAGGACGAAGAGAUUCGGUACAUCCUCGAUGGCGAGGGAUACUUCGAUGUGCGCGGACAGGAGGACGAGUGGAUUCGUAUCAGCCUUGUCAAGGACGAUAUGAUCAUUCUGCCUGCCGGCAUCUACCACCGCUUCACCACAAAUGCGCAGAAUUACGUCAAGGCCAUGCGUCUCUUCCAGGACGAGCCUAAGUGGACACCACUGAACCGGGGUGCAGAUGUUGAUGUCAACCAGCACCGAAAGAACUACCUGGAUACUAUCGUUAGCCCUGCUCCUGCUACCGCAGUUUAG
Messenger RNA from Penicillium brevicompactum, 540 nucleotides. RefSeq names its product acireductone dioxygenase (Ni2+-requiring). The coding region runs from base 1 to 540 and encodes 179 amino acids. Gene Ontology annotation, molecular function: acireductone dioxygenase [iron(II)-requiring] activity. NCBI's taxonomy places the organism in Eukaryota, Fungi, Ascomycota, Eurotiomycetes, Eurotiales, Aspergillaceae. The record is from RefSeq and is a predicted model, not a curated record. The transcript is spliced from 3 exons.